This is a messenger RNA of Onychostoma macrolepis, 6718 nucleotides long. RefSeq names its product post-GPI attachment to proteins phospholipase 3 (gene pgap3). The transcript is spliced from 8 exons. Gene Ontology annotation, molecular function: hydrolase activity, acting on ester bonds. NCBI's taxonomy places the organism in Eukaryota, Metazoa, Chordata, Actinopteri, Cypriniformes, Cyprinidae. Gene Ontology annotation, biological process: GPI anchor biosynthetic process. Gene Ontology annotation, cellular component: endoplasmic reticulum membrane. The record is from RefSeq and is a predicted model, not a curated record. Bases 793 to 1776 code for a protein of 327 amino acids.
GUAAGAAAAGCAUUUUUUUGCAGUGUAGUGGAUUUAACAUGAAUAUGUAACAUCUAAUGUUAAAAUGUAUGUUUUUAUGUAUGUAAACUUUUCCCUUUAAAUACUUUGGUCAGUUCAAGAACAAUUUAUGCAAUUUUAUAUUACUUAUUUGAAGGAAUUAAAGAGCAGUUUCAUGUCUAUCCUUGUUUAGUUGGUAUGGGAUUUAGAAAGUAAUUGAGUAAUGCAAUACUUUGAGAAAGUAAUUACUUCAGUAAUCGAAUUACACUGUUGAAGAUGUAAUUAACUGCUUUUUAUCAUUUUUAGAGUAACUUAACUAGCACUGCUAAACAGUAGGUAGCUGAAGAUCAUGCAUAGUAAUUUUAAUGUAAAAACAAACAAACAUACUAUAUAUUCCAAAUAUAAACAGUCAUGCUUUGCAUUUAUAAAAAAAAAAAAAAAGAAAGAAGAAAAGAAUUGCACCUUUUAAAUGAAUGUAAUAACCAACUGGCUUAUUCAUUCAUUGAUUUGUCAGAUGAUUGUGUGUGUGUUUGUGUGGAGAGAGAAAGCGAGAUACAUGCGCAUGCGCGCUACAUUUACACUUCCGGGUUUGUCUUUAAGUGAAAUGUAACAUUUCGCUUGUGAUGUAUCUAUGAAAGUUGUUGCCCGGGCAGAGAAUAAAAGGUUCUUAGCUGUAACUAAAGCGUCACGUUGUUUAAAGGCAAAAGAAAGAGCGGCGGUGAAUGCUGUCAUGCUCGGCGAAUGAGACUCGCGCUGGACUCGCUCUAAUGGACUGAUGUUGCACUGUUGUGCCUUAUGACCGGACGGAACAGCAGCAUGUCGCGCCUGAUGUUUCUAGCAGCCGCGGUGUUUCUCUUGUCCGCUCCUGCGAGCGCCUCUCAGGGGGACAAAGAGCCCGUCUAUCGCGACUGCGUCAAACAAUGCGUCCGGACCAACUGCACAGGGGCCCGACUGCGCGGAUUCCAGUCCUCUCAGCCUCCAUACAUGGCACUCACUGGCUGGACGUGUCGUGAUGACUGCAGGUAUCAGUGCAUGUGGACCACCGUGGGUCUGUACCAGGCAGAGGGCUACAGCGUACCACAGUUUCACGGGAAGUGGCCAUUUGCUCGUUUCCUGUGUUUUGAGGAGCCUGCAUCUGCGCUGGCGUCUCUGCUCAACGGUCUGGCAUGUCUGCUGAUGCUGCUGAGAUACCGCAGCGCCGUCCCCCGACAGAGCCCCAUGUACCAUACCAUCACCGCCUUCUCACUGGUUUCCCUGAAUGCAUGGUUCUGGUCUACAGUGUUUCACACGAGAGACACCUAUCUAACAGAGAAAAUGGACUACUUCUGUGCAUCAGCUGUCAUUCUUUACUCUAUCUACUUGUGCUGUGUCAGGACGUUGGGCUUGCGUAGGCCUGCAAUUUCCAGUAUGGUGGGAGUUCUGCUCAUUCUGGCCUUCACGUCUCAUGUGUCUUAUCUGACCUUUGUCAGUUUUGACUAUGGGUACAACAUGGCUGCCAAUGCCACCAUAGGCAUGAUAAACCUGUUGUGGUGGUUGUGCUGGUGUUGGCUGAACCGCAGGAUUUUGCCGUACUGGUGGAAGUGCGGAAUGGUAGUGCUCUCACUGCAUGGGCUUGCCCUUCUGGAGCUGCUGGAUUUCCCUCCUCUCUUCUGGGUUCUAGACGCUCAUGCCGUCUGGCACCUCAGCACCGUGCCCGUCCACUUCCUCUUCUACAGUUUCCUUAUAGAUGAUAGCCUUCACCUCCUCAACACAGAGAAGCCUGGAGUGAAACUGGACUAGGAGGAAACCGUCUCAGAACCCCAACCCCUCCUCUGAUAUCCUUCCCAUCAGGGCAAGUGCGAGCCGGACUGAGCCAGGCCUCAACCGCAGUGGCUUCCGGCACGUGUCCUGGGGCUGAAGUUUUGAAUUUCAUUGUUUUCUUUGUGUUUACAGUUUCUUUUUACCAUACCUUUUUAUUUUUGCAUUGUACAGAAAAGGUUGUCGGUUGGGCUGGUUUUAAAGAUGUGCCACUGUACUGUAGUUGAAACCUGAUAGUUGUUUGCAUUCACUUGAACUUUGCCUUCAAUUAAGAAGUAAAUCAGCCUUUAUCAUCACAGCACUCUUUUAAAAAGAUGCACUGAAUAAUAACCAUCUUUGCAGAUGAAUAUCUUCACAUAAGGUGUUCAUAUCUCCCACUCAUAUCCGUCUACAUUUGUGGUGCUUGAUUUAAUGGCCCUGAAGUGAAUAUAUCUCAGAGAUAGAAGUAGAUUGAGCUUUAGUUUUAAACAUCCGUUCACUAUAAGCUUGCUGAACAUCAGGAGGGGUUAUGAGUGAGCAGUGUGCUCUGUUUCUGAGACUUGUGGCGGUUACCUCACUAGCGUGCAACACCAGUGGCUACCAGCAGAGGGCUGGUUAGCUUCCAUAUUGCGGGAAGUCUCUGUUCAGUUCCCGUGAGUUCCCAGCUUAGACUUGUGAUGGAUUGGAUGUUUUGUUGUUGUAGCAGUGCAUAUAUCAAGUUACCCAUCUUUUCCAUAGUCAUCACUCACUUUAAUCACUGUACAUUAAAAAAAUAUAAAAAUUAUUGUUGAAAAUUACCAUAAGGAAAAGUUUAGCAGAACGUUCAUAUAAUAAAAAUAAAGGUGACCAUUGACAGAAAAUCUUCAAAAAUGACAAAAAGCACCAUUAUAUGGGCUCUAUAGGCCCAUUCACACCAAGAACGAUAACUAUGAAGUUUGAAAACAUUCUAAUUCUGCUAGAAUAAGGAAGUUUACAUUACUAUAACAAUGAUGACACAGGAAUUACAUAAUUGCAAUCACUUUCAGAAAAAAAAUUUUGUAGCUCAUGAAUGAUGAAAAACAUUGACAGCCAUUGAGAGCCCAAGCAUUUUUAAGUUUAUUUUUUAAAAAUCAAGUUUUUAAUGUUGUUUACAUGUCUAUCAGGUGUUUUAAUAUGCUUAAAAACAAAUCAUGUGCAGACUCAUCAGUCAACACCAUUGCAGAUCAUUUUCUCCUUAAAACUGCGGUGUACCAAAGACUAUCAAAAAAAAAAAAUUUAAAAAAAAGGUCACAAACCUGCAACCAAUCCAGUCAUCUUGCAGGGUGGGGAUUUUUAUAUUAUUAUCAAAGCUGUUUUUACCUAAGGAUAUAGAUUUUUAGAAGGUAGAUGUCUUAAGACGGCGAACAAGAACAUAGUUUGUGUAACGUUAGCGUUACGUUAUUAACUGUUUGAUAAUGUAGUCAGAUCAAAGGCUAAUGAUAUACCGUUGCAUGUCUGAUGUUGUAGAGCGCGAUACAUAAAAUGCAUUACCAUUCUGAUACAUUGACUUGUAUACGGCCCUGUAUAAUUCAUUCUUCCUCUUCUUUGGAAUCAGUUUUUGGUUCAAACACAUGGCUGAAUUAAUCCAGCAUCGCUACUUGACAUUGUGUAGCAUAGCAUUUACUACUUCAGUUAACCGAGUGAAAGUGGAACAGGUAGUCCAAACUCAUGUGAUUGAGUGGAGGUGGGGUCUAAUUUGCAUAUUCUUGGAUCCGCAUAUAUUAACUGAGAUUAGGGUAGAGUUAUAUUCAAGCUAUUUUGAGGCAUAAAGAGAAAUUAUGUUAUCGUUAUAGUUAUUAUUUCUUGGUGUGAACAGGCCUUAUUUCAAGACUCUGGGCCAGUUUUACUAACAGAUUAUUGCACCAGCGCAAAACAUCUUUUGGCAUUAAAAUAGUACGGUCAGGAUUUACUAAAGAUGCACAGUGAUGAAUUAGCACUGAAAAGGCGUGGACACAGUUAUUUCUGCGCCUGACCUUAUUGAAUAUGCAUUUGUAGGAGUUUCCUUUUCAGAUGCAAAAUUUAUGGAAGGAGAGUAUUCAAAUGAGUCACGCAAUGCAAUUUACUAACGCUCAUCCAAUUACUGGUAUUUGCGCCAUUAUUUAACGCCUCAAAAAAAGGUCUUAAAUUAUUUUGCGCUAAAAAUGGCUGCAAUUGUUGUUGCUUACAGAGGCACCACAGAGAACAGAGAGUGCGUGGUAGAAGGGAGAGGAUUUUUUCCACGCGUUUAUUUAUUUUGAAUUUGCGCAUUGUUAGUAAAUCACCCGCAGAAACUUCACUCUCAUGAAAUUGCGCUCUCAUGCUAAUUUGCCCUGUUUAGUAAAACCAAAAUGAAGUAAUUAUUUAUUGAUAAUAUUUUCCUGAAGCUCUAUCUCAUGACAUGGAUAUUAUGAUGAUAAAUGGUGCUUUAUUGCCAUUUUAUAGGUUGAUACUGUAACUUUUGGCCACUCUGUGCUUCCAUUUCAUAGAAAAACACAGCAUGAACAUUCUGCUAAACACCUCCUUUUGCGUUCCAUGAAGGAAAAUCAUGAGUAAAUGACAGAUUUGUUUGAUAUUUGGGUCAACUAUUUCUUUAAUCACUCUAGGGGGAAUGUCUAGUAUCAGCACCACAGAGCUACUCGUUGCCUGAAUAUAAAAUAAUGACUUGAUCCUUAUGACAUAAAGAGUUAAAGAGUGGCAUGAUAUGUGAUAGCAAAGAAAUUCAUUUUCCUUUUGACUGGGAUUUUAUAUAGCAUGAUUUUUCUCUCUGUUGCUGCUUUAUCUUUGUUUUUCAUUUCCUUGAACUUUUUGUAUAUCCGAUCACUUUGUGCUUUAUUUUGAUUACAUUUUCGUUUGAUUUUUAUUUUCACCAAGAAUGCCUUUGCAGUGAAAAUAUUGAAUGGAAUUGGGUUUCCACAAAAGGUAAUGGAAAAGGGAUAAAAAAGGAUUUGUGUGUGUGUGUGUGUGUGUGUGUGUUUAGUUGCUGUGCAAUUUGAGCUUGUAGUGCAUCGCAUUUACACACAUUUAUUACUAUAGCAACCUGACGGCUACCACAGCUUUUAUUCUUAGCAAUGUUAUUAAACUCCUUCUCUUCAGAACGCUUGUCACACUAUGCCUUACAUUUUUAAUCUUUUUAUUGUUCAUACAAGGCAGCACUUCUCCAUGUGUGAGUAUCCACAAAUCUCUCACCAUCCACAAACUCUUAUUCACUCGUGCCAGACUAUUUCUUGCAUCAUUUUAAAGUGAAUCCACACUUUUACAGAUUCUAGAAUUAUUGUGACUUGAGCCAAAACCAUAAUUGAUUGCCUGAUAUGUCUUUGUUCCAUAUCAUCACUUGUGCACUUUGUGUGUGUGUGUGUGUGUGUGUGUGUGUGUCAGAAAAAGAGUGCAAGCAUGAUCAGCCUGGAGGGUAAAUAUAGCCAUUUAGAAAGGCUAAAAGCGGUAUAGAGGGGGAGGGGACAACAAGGGUAUCCAGAACAGUGAUGGCGUGGGCCGCUGAUCAGACUCAACAAUUCACUGCAUCUGUCUUUUGAGAGUCUUAAUGAGCAGAAAGUCAAUGCUACAGUAUUUCUAUAACUAUGAGGGAGUUUAACCACUAACUACAACUUUUUAAGCUUGUUUAUUUAAAAUUGCGAUCAAACGGAAGAAGUGACAGUUUUCUAUAAUGUGGCGUACAUCUGAGUUUAGUGGAUUAUUGAAAAACAAAAAAAUAUAGAGUGGGACUUGGUUCUGUUUAUUGGUUGUUGAUUAGAUUUUGAGAUGUGGGUAUUGCAUUCAGCAGUGGACGCAGAUAAAUACGAGCUUGGGGUUUAAUCGUACUGUAUUAUUGGAGAUGUCCUGUGUACGUCACCAGAGAGAAGUCUGUCAUUUUCAUCGAAAGGUCAAUUUUUAAAUAAAAAAUUAAACGUAUGCAUGGAUUAAUAUUCAUAACACGAUCUAUAACAUGCAUUUGGAAAAUAGAUAGGAUGACUUUACACAUUAUGCCGACUUUAAAGGAAAGUUAUAUACAGCUCUAUAACCAGCAUCUGUGGCAAGAUGUCAUUACCACAGAAAAUUCAACAAAUUUCCAAGAGAAAUUUCGACAUGUAGUGCGGUUUGUAAAAAGAAAACAUGAUGGAAAUGUUGAUGAAAUAUUCCCAUACAGUAGUUGGAUUUUUACAAUUGACAUCUAUGGGACCACAUCAUGCCCAAAAUAUGUAACUCUCAACACAAAUGUUUUCUUUGUUUAUACAAAUUGAAGGAGGAGAUCAAAUAUUUUUUUCUUUGGUGACUGACAGAUGCUUCUGGAAUAUUCCUUUAAUUAGGAUGACUAAGUUAACAAUAUACGAUACAAUAUAAUUUUUUCAUGGAUACAACUGUACUAACUUAUAUAUAUAAUGCUUUUCACCUUCCCUUAAAACAUUUUUCAUAUUUUGUUCUUUAUGUUUUUAAAGCAGAAUGGAGGUCAUAUAUUAUACUGUCUGCAAAUCCAUCAAAUUAAAACUGUAAAAUAACCUGCAUGCUGAAUGUAAACUUGACCUUUUUUCAUGUUUAUGAAACUAAAAGGAAAGGGAAUGAGAUUUACUGUAUGCCUGGACUGGUAAUUUGUUGUUUUCUGAAGAGCAUUUCUUUAUUUCUUUUUUUGACACUGUUGUCUGUAUGUAAUGUAACAUAAGGCCAAACACCAGAGGUGACUUCUGGGUAUUCUAAUUGUUAAUGUCCCGCAGGAUUUCCAAAUUCUCCCUCUUUUUCAAUGGCCAGUUUGAUUGUGGCAAUCCACAGGCUUAACAUAGACUUGCCCUGUGUAUCUCUCUUACCUUCAAUUUCUCUUCUCACUCUAUCUGUCCCUUUCUCUUGCUCUCUUUCUUUGUCUUGGUAUUGUAUUGCACCUUUCUCCACCAACUGUACACAGAUCCAAAUGUGUAUAAAGAAACCUCAAAGAAAUUAAUAAAACUGUUCUCUAUUAACUCUU